Rangifer tarandus platyrhynchus (Svalbard reindeer) is the source of this 4209-nucleotide messenger RNA. Lineage: Eukaryota; Metazoa; Chordata; Mammalia; Artiodactyla; Cervidae. The record is from the annotation of a GenBank genome assembly.
AUGGCCAGCUCGGCGCUCAACCACUCCUGGCCGGCUCUCUCCAAGUUCUGGCUGAAGCGAUGGGCCUUUAAAAGAGGCUCUGAGCCCAAGCCAUGUGUCCAGCCCUUUGACUCUAGAGCUGCAGAUUCAGCCACCAAGAGCAGUGGUGGACCCUGGAGGCCUGAGGACCCAGACUUCUCCACCAUGGAGGAUGAGCAGGAGGAUGGAAUCCCAGGGCUGCUCGGCGGUAGCGAGAGUUCAGAGGACCUCAGCCUGGACUUGGGGGCCCUUCAGGGCAGUGAGUAUCUCCAGGACCUGGGCCUCGAAGUCCUUUCACACAGCCAGCCUGGGGGGGCCAGGGGCAGUGGCCCCCCUAGCGAAGAAGCCAGAGGAGAAAUGCCCCUCUCCAGCGCUGCGGGGUCCCAGGAACUCGCUCGGAGACGCAGCUGGGAGAGGUCGAGGAGCUGCUCCGAGAGUCGACAGAGGCUCAGCACCGAAUCCUCAGCUAUGAACGAGGGGCCCUGUCUGCCUCGGACCCUGGCCAGCCUCGCUCUGAACCUGCCAGGAGAGGGCCUGCAGGCCUGGACCCAAGGGUGUCUGCCUGGGGGUGGAACUCCCGCAGAGCAACCAAGCAAGGAAUGUGACAGCCCCGAAAAAAGAGUGAGGUCACGGUCUGUUCCCGCGUCCUUCGAUGAGAUCAGCUCCCUGGAAAUCUUUCCAGCUUUGGAAGUGCCGCCUCCAGCUGGUCAAGGCCUGGACCCUCCGGUGCUGGAGAGCAUGGAAAAGGAUCAUGUGGAGCCGAAUCAUGUGUUGAUUGUCCAGCAGGUGCUUGAAGAACUCCGUCAGUACCAUGGGGCCCGGCAGAGGGCUCGCUUGUCGGUCUGCCCCGGAGGAGCAGCUUCCAACCUCACCUGGUUUGAGUUCCUGUCUGAGAGCGAGGACAGCAUGGGGAAGACGGAGAGAAGUGACAGGGGCACCCGGGUGAAACGCAGCCUGAGCUCCCUGCGCAAUCGAGUCACCAGGCAGAAGGAGAAGGGGAAGACCCCAGUGCAUCAGAAGGACAAAGGUCAGGAUGCGCGCGAGAGGAAAGAAUGUAUCAACGGGCACCAGCUGGCUCGAGGAACCUUCUCUGGCCACUCCAGCUGCCCUCUGUGUGGCAAACCUUUUCUGAGUUCUGCAUCCCUGAGGGAGCACCCGAGGGCCACCCUCCUGUCCGAUGGCAGCCCGCGCCCGACCAGGAAUGUCGGCAUGACGGUCUCGCAGAAGGGGGGUCCACAGCCAGCACCCAGCCCAGCGGGAACCGGGACAAGACUUGGACCACUAACAGGAGAAAUGGAUGAAACUGACACAUUGUUUCCGAAGCUCAAGCAGGUGGCCGAGGACUCUCUUUUUCUUACAUUUUCCAGCACUGAGCCCAUCUUCACAGACGACCCCUACACUGCCUCGCUGAAGGGUGAGAUCGAAGCAGACGCCCGUGAGUUCGAGGCUGAGUCCUGGAGCCGCUCUGUGGACCCCGAGUAUGUGAAGAAACAGAAGAGGGAGGUGGUGAAAAGGCAGGAUGUGCUCUACGAGCUGAUGCAGACAGAGGCCCACCAUGUGCGGACGCUCAAGAUCAUGCUCAAGGUCUACUCCCGGGCCCUGCGGGAGGAACUGCAAUUCAGCCCCAAGGCCAUCAGCCGCCUGUUCCCAGGCGCGGACGACCUGCUGGAGGUGCACGGCCACUUCCUGUGUCGGCUGAAGGAGCGCCGCCUGGAGUCACUGGAGGAGGGCAGUGCCUGCAACUACAUCAUCCAGAAGAUUGGGGACCUCCUGGUUCAGCAGUUUUCAGGUGAAAACGGGGAGAGAAUGAAAGAAAAAUACAGCGUCUUUUGUAGCAGUCACAACGACGCUGUCAGUCACUACAAGUUGCUGCUGCAGCAAAACAAGAAAUUUCAAAACUUGAUCAAGAGAAUCGGCAACUUCUCCAUCGUGAGGCGGCUCGCUGUGCAUGAGUGUAUCCUCCUGGUCACCCAGCGCAUCACCAAGUACCCCGUGCUGGUGGAGCGAAUUAUCCAGAAUACAGAAGCUGGCUCCGAGGACCACAGAGACCUGACCCAGGCCCUGAACCUCAUCAAAGACAUCAUCUCACAAGUGGACGCCAGGGUCAGCGAGUACGAAAAGGGCCAGCGCCUCAGGGAAAUCGCGGGAAAGAUGGACCUCAAGUCCUCCAGCAAGCUCAAAAAUGGGCUGACCUUCCGCAAGGAGGACAUGCUACAGAGGCAGCUCCACCUGGAGGGCACCCUGUGCUGGAAGACCACCUCUGGGCGCCUGAAAGACGUCCUCGCGGUCCUGUUGACAGACGUGCUUCUGCUGCUCCAAGAAAAGGAUCAGAAGUACGUCUUUGCAUCCGUGGACUCCAAGCGCCCCGUCAUCUCACUGCAAAAGCUCAUUGUGAGGGAGGUGGCCAACGAGGAGAAAGCCAUGUUUCUGAUCAGCGCCUCCCUGCACGGGCCCGAGAUGUAUGAGAUCUACACCAGCUCAAAGGAAGACAGGAACACCUGGAUGGCCCACAUCCGGAGGGCCGUGGAGAGCUGCCCAGACGAGGAGGAAGGCCCCUUCAGCGAGGCCGAAGAGGAGAAGGCCCGUGCUGUGAGGCUGAGGGACUUCCAAGAACGACUGAACAGGAAAGACCAGCAGAUCGCCCAGAGCCUGAGUGAGAAGCAGCAGAUCUACCUGGAGAUGGCCGAGAUGAGCGGGCUUGAGGACCUCACCCUGUCUCGGCUCCUCUUCCGGGGAGGAGACCCCCCCGAGAACCUGCAGGGCGAGCUGAUUCUCAAGUCAGCCAUGAGUGAGAUCGAGGACAUCCAGAGUUUCAUCUGCAGGCGGCUGGGCAACGCCUACGGCCAGGCAGAAGACAGGGGCAGUGCGGGCAGCCCAGGCAAGGAUGGCAGUCUUCAGAAGAACAUGUGCAGCAGUGACCUCAGCCCCCGAGACUGGCAGGCCCUGGUGAGCAGCCUGGACUCGAAGCCUGGAGACACCCAAGGGGCCCCCGAGGAAGCCUCGAAGGUAGCAGAGUCACCAGGUACAGAGCCCGGCCCCGCGCCACCUGCGGUCCUGGAGUUGGAGCUCGUCCAGCGGAUCCAGACACUGUCCCAGCUGCUCCUCAGCCUCCAGGUGGUCAUCACCCAGCAGGACAGCUACGUGGAGAUUCAGAAAGCAGCCAUCCAGGAGCGUGAGAAGCAGUUCCGGCUGCAAUCGACGCGCGGGAACCUGCUGCUGGAGCAGGAGCGGCAGCGCAACUUCGAGAAACAGCGGGAGGAGCUGGCGGGCGUGCAGAAGCUGCAGGGCCAGCUGCGGCUGGAGCAGCAGCGCUGGGAGCGCGAGCGGGAGCAGCAGCGCCGGGAGCUGGACCAGGCGUCCACGCGGCUGCAGCAGCGUGAGAGUGAGUUGCUGCAGCUGCAGGAGCGGCUGAACCAGGAGCGCGAGGAGCUGGAGCGCCAGCGCCAGGCCUACCAGCACGACCUGGAGCGGCUGCGCGAGGCCCAGCGGGCCGUGGAGCGCGAGCGCGAGCGCCUGGAGGUGCUGCGCCGGCUCAAGAAGCAGAACACAGUGCCCGGGGCGCUGCCGCCGGAGGCACUGGUGGAGACCCAGCCUCUAAGCCACACUCCCAGCUUCAAUGGGAACGGGCUGGAAGGAUCCAUGGCCCUGACCAAAGCACCGGGGCCCCGACCCAACUCGGUGGUGUCCAGUGCGGGGUCUGAGUACGCCGAGCGCCCUGAGGUGGCCCGCAGGGACAGCGCCCCGGCCGAGAGUCGCCCGGCCAAGAGUGAUGUGCCCAUCCAGCUGCUGAGUGCCACCAACCAGAUCCAGAGGCAGGCAGCUGUGCAACAGCAGAUCCCCACCAAGUUGGCGGCCUCCACCAAAGGCGGGAAGGACAAGGGAGGCAGGAGCCGGGGCUCCCAGCGCCGGGACAGCUCAGCCUCGUUUGACCUGAGGCAGCCGCUGCUUCUCAACAAGCUCAUGGGCAAAGAAGAGAACACCUCUCGGAACCGCCGCUCACUGAGUCCCGUCCUGCCCAGCUCCACGCCCCCCCAAGACCCCAGCCUCCCAGCCCCGACCCCAGGCCCAGCCGACGUCCCCACUGACAACCUCCCCCUCAAGGCCCGAGGGUCAUCCUUCCAACCCGGGGCCCCAUCCUCCACACCACUCGACAAGGAAGAAACCGGCAAGGAAGACGUCAUCUUCUUCUAG